Molecule: messenger RNA, 2040 nt
Organism: Nylanderia fulva
Lineage: Eukaryota; Metazoa; Arthropoda; Insecta; Hymenoptera; Formicidae
Gene: Prp19
Product: pre-mRNA processing factor 19
Biological process (GO): mRNA splicing, via spliceosome; protein ubiquitination; DNA repair
Cellular component (GO): cytoplasm; Prp19 complex; U2-type catalytic step 1 spliceosome
Molecular function (GO): ubiquitin protein ligase activity; protein binding
Source: RefSeq, a predicted model, not a curated record
UUUAAUUCAAAGCAGGAGCAACUGUAGGAAGCAGAGCCAGAGCCGUAGCGGUCUCGGUUUGUUGUGCUUUGAGUGCUUUCCGAUUCGAUCCCGUGCGCAACAAAUCGCGAGCAUUCCAUUGUUGCCUAUUCCCUAUUAUCCCUCUUUCGCUGCCGCUCCUUGGGAUAGCACCCUAAUGCUUGUUGCCGGUUGCCGGCAACUUCACUCGUUACAACGAGGAAAAUGGCGCUGUCUUGUGCUAUUUCUAAUGAGGUGCCGGAGCACCCAGUAGUAUCGCCUGUCUCUGGAUCGAUAUUCGAGAAACGUCUUGUGGAAAAAUAUGUGACUGAGAAUGGAGUGGAUCCUAUCAAUGGCAAAGAACUUACUAUUGAACAGCUUAUUGAUAUUAAAACAACUCCAAUUGUCAAACCUAAACCACCUAGCGCAACUUCCAUUCCAGCGAUAUUAAAAAACCUACAAGAUGAAUGGGACGCUGUUAUGUUACAUUCAUUUACAUUGCGACAACAACUUCAGACUGCGAGGCAAGAAUUAUCUCAUGCCUUAUACCAGCAUGACGCAGCUUGUCGUGUUAUUGCUAGAUUGACAAAGGAAGUUACUGCUGCUAGAGAAGCUCUAGCCACUCUCAAGCCACAAGCUGGAAUUGUUCAAGCCGCUACAAUCCCACAACCUGCUGUGGCAGUUGAAGCUGGUGGCACAGCAGCUCAACCAAUGGAACAAGCUGGCAUCACCGAAGAUGUAAUUCAGAAAUUACAAGAGCGAGCAACCGUUCUCACUCAGGAGCGAAAGCGACGUGGACGCUCAGUACCAGAGGAUCUGAUGCCUCAGGAUAGUAUCCGAUCAUUCCAGACUCUCGCGUCGCAUCCUGGACUGCAUUCUGCUAGUGUACCUGGAAUCUUGGCACUUGAUAUUCAUAGUGCAGACACUAGCAAGAUCUUAACAGGUGGUGCUGACAAGAAUGCUACCGUUUUCAACAAGGAUACUGAACAAGUAGUGGCAAUUCUCAAAGGUCACACAAAGAAGGUUACACGAGUUAUUUAUCAUCCAGAGGAAGACAUAGUAAUGACCGCAUCACCUGAUACUACGAUUCGCGUGUGGAAUGUUGGCACCAGUCAGACGACUUUGUUAUUGAAGGCUCACGAUGCUCCAGUAACCGGAUUAUCUUUACAUCCGACUGGCGAUUAUCUGUUAAGCUCAUCUUUAGAUCAGCAUUGGGCCUUCUCGGACAUACGCACCGGCAGAUUAUUGACUAAAGUGGCAGGACAAACAGGACAACCGCUGACCACGGCGCAGUUUCAUCCCGAUGGUCUAAUUUUCGGUACUGGCACGGCAGAUUCUCAGGUCAAGAUCUGGGACUUGAAAGAGCAAUCUAAUGUUGCAAAUUUCCCGGGCCACACCGGCCCGAUUACAGCGAUCAGUUUCUCCGAGAACGGAUAUUACUUGGCGACCGCCGCAGAGGACUCGUGCGUCAAACUUUGGGACUUGCGCAAGCUAAAGAACUUUAAGACUCUACAGUUGGAAGAAUCUUACGAAGUGAAGGACAUCUGCUUCGAUCAAAGCGGAACUUAUCUAGCUGUAGCAGGAACGGACGUGAGAGUAUAUCUCUGUAAGCAAUGGCAAGAACUGAAAGUUCUGAACGAUCACACGGCGGCGGCUACUGGCGUUCGUUUCGGAAAACACGCACAGUACAUUGCAUCCACCAGCAUGGACAGAACUCUGAAGCUCUAUGGAUUGACAUAAAUAGAGAACUUGAAAUAUAUAUUAUAAAUUUCACAUAUUAUUUAAUAUUAUAUUAGAUAAUUCUAAAUGUAUCUAAUGGAACUGAAUCAAUCUUGAUUUAAUGACUCGAUUUGUUGAAUUUCUUUUAUACGAUAAAGUCUCCUUAAAAUUAAUUUUACUACACAAUAAUCUGCUGUAUGUUUGUGUACGCAUCUAUAUCUGCGCGCGCUUGAUUGUUCGUAGAACAAAUACUAAUCUGCACACUUGGGACGACAGCUCCAUAUGCGCAUAAAUACACAAUUGGUCUUUGCGCUAUAACUAAGA